CGAUGGAAAGGCUGCUCGUGUCUCUACUGGUUGUCAGCACCGCCGUGAAGGCCAUGAUGUGCCCCAAGAGGUGCAUGUGCCAAAACCUGGCGCCGUCCUUCACCAUCCUCUGCACCAAGACCGGGCUGCUCUUCGUGCCGCCCAGCAUCGACCGCCGGACGGCCGAACUCCGCCUGAUGGACAACUUCAUCACGACGCUUAGGAGAAAGGAUUUUGCCAACAUGACUAAUUUAAUUCAUUUGACGCUCUCGAGAAAUACGAUAAGUCAGAUUAUGCCCUACGCGUUUUUUGACCUCAAAGGCCUUCACGCCUUGCACUUGGAUAGUAACAGACUGACUUAUAUCAAUGAAGACCACUUCAAAGGUUUAAUUAAUCUUCGGCACCUCAUACUCAGUAACAAUCAAUUAAACUACAUCUCUCCGGGCUCGCUGGAUGACUUUAUUGAGACAAUUGAAGACUUGGAUCUGUCCUACAACAACCUCGUGAACGUUCCUUGGGAAACCAUCGCCAAGCUUUCCAACGUCAACACGGUCAGCUUGGACCACAACCUCAUCGAGUUUGUGCCGGAGGGAAUCUUCUCGAACCUCCACAAGCUCGCCCGCUUGGACAUGACGUCCAACAAGCUGAAGAAGAUCCCGCCGGAUCCCUUGUUCUCCAGGAUCCCGGUGUACGCCAAGUCCAAGGGCUCCCCGCUGACGUCGCUGGUGCUGAGCUUCGGGGGGAACCCGCUGCACUGCAACUGCGAGCUCGUGUGGCUGCGGCGCCUCACCAGGGAGGACGACCUGGAGACGUGCGCGUCGCCGCCCGAGCUCAUGGGCAAGUACUUCUGGUCCAUCAAGGAGGAGGAGUUCGUGUGCGAGCCGCCCAUGAUCACGCACCGCACGCCCCGGCUCACGGCGACCGAGGGGCAGAGCGUCUCCCUCAAGUGCAAGGCCGUGGGCGACCCCGACCCCUACGUGCGCUGGAUCUCGCCCGACGGCAAGCUGGUCUCCAACACGUCCAGGACCGUGUCCUACGAGAACGGCACGCUGGAUAUCCUGGCCGCCUCGCUGGCGGAGAAGGGCACGUUCACCUGCAUCGCGUCCAACGCCGCGGGCGAGUCCACGGCGCCGGUCGAGCUCCUCGUCACGCCGUACCCCAACCUCGCCAACAGCACCAGCUGCGACAAGGAGGCCGAGCCCGGCCCUUCCGACAUCCUCAUCUCGGCCAAGUCGAGUUUUCCCAACGAGACCAAGGCCCAGCAGGAGACGGUGACGGUGGCCGAGGUGACCUCGUCCUCUGCUCUCAUACAGUGGCCUUCUCAGCAGCACCUGCCGGGCAUGCGAAUGUACCAGGUCCAGUACAACAGCUCCGCCGACGACAUCCUGGUGUACAGGAUGAUCCCAGCUGCUAGUAAAUCCUUCUUCUUGACUGAUCUGGUUGCAGGCCGCGAGUACGAGCUGUGCGUGCUCGCCGUGUUCGAGGACGGCGCGGCGGCCGUGCCGGCGACGCGCGUGCUGGGCUGCGUGCGCUUCACCACGCAGGAGGAGUACCGGCAGUGCCGCUCGCUGCACGCGCAGUUCCUGGGCGGCACCAUGAUCAUCAUCAUCGGCGGCAUCAUCGUGGCCUCCGUCCUCGUCUUCAUCUUCAUCCUCCUCAUGAAGUACAAAGUCUACAACAACCACCACAAGAGCAAGGCCACCAAGGUCAGCAACGUGUGCUCCCAAACCAACGGCAGCCAGAGCGGCUCCAUGGCGCGCUCCACUUCCAAGCUCGCCGAGCGCCGCGAGAGCCUGCGCCAGGAUUGCCCGGCCUCUCCCGCCAAGGGCAAAACCGGCCUCGAGGUGGAUUGCGAGAAGGGGACUCCGGCCACCACAACCCUUUUGACCACGGAGCCCUUAUCCUAAUGGCCGGGGGCGGCCCCGGCCGCGCYGACGGGGCGCUGCUUGAACCAUUUUAAUGCGAGUGGUUGUAUUUUAAGCUUCACUACUAUUGUCUAUUUUUAAGAUCAGAUGGUUUAAAAAAUAUUUUUUUAAUCUGUAAACAGUUCUGGCAUUCUUAACUAUUUUGUUUCRAUAUAUUAAAUAUAAGUGUGUGAUUUACAAGGUUUUUUUACUGGUUCUUUUAUAGCAUACACCUCUGGUGCCGAGGCAGCACUUCUGGCUCGGUUUGUCUUCAGUGAAACGCACUUUUUGUUCAUUUGUUUACCAGCUAGCAGCCAAGAUGUACUCUCAGGAUCCUCCGCUUUCUUUUCUCAUGGCAGAAUUCCUCAACAGCCUAAACGUGAACAGCCUGUUCAUCUCUCCAGGGCUGAUUUGUUAUACAGAGGUGUUAGGCCCUCACCACGGGGUUCCUUAUUGUCACCGACGCAUCGUAGCCGUGCGGCUCGCAACAGAAAUGAAAUACGUAGAGGUUCCCUAUGGGAAAAAGAAAUUGCUGCUCUCCAAAAAAUCAAGAAAAUGGGAAGUACUUCCGCAGAGCCGCCCAGAACUACACGGAAAUCGCGACUCGGCGAGUUCGUUUCCCAAAAGCUGGCGUCUCUGGAGGCUCUCGAGCGGAUUUGACCUCCGCCUGGGCGGCACCGGCCCGUCGGUCCCCCCGGAGGCGGGCGAGCUUCUCCAGCGGGCACAAACGGCUGCCCGGGCACGGAUUUGCCCCGCAGCGUCCGCUGCUCUCCUCCUUUCGGUCCGUGGGGCUGCGGGUUAGCGCGGCCACGGCCCCGCGCGCUGUCUCACUGUGACCCCACGUCGGCUUCUUUGGUUUUUACGCCGCUCUCCCCUUUCUGUGMUACUGCAUGAAGUGUUGAUGUAACUGGCCGAAAGGCGGAUUCUGUAGCUGUUUCCCCGCGAGGUGUUUUGCUGGUUCGUACGGAAUGAUUGCACCGCUCCUCUUUCUCCCAAGGGAUGCUGACAGCUUGGGGUGGCCCCAGAGUUCGGGGGCCUUGCAAGACGCUUUUAGAAAGCCCCAAAGGGACCUUGGCUAAACCAAAUAUCCCCUUCGGUGGCGGGGAUCCUGUGCGUUGUUCUGGGCGCUCCGCUUCGAAAGGAGAACAAGCAAAAGCAGGAAAACCUUCCAUCGACCGCAACGGCRAGAAGUGGAAGGAGAAAACGAAUGCCAGAAAGGCUCAGGAACCGAGGGAACUCAUUUUCAAGGCGAUUUUGUCACAAUUUAGAAGCCAACACAAAGRAAAGGUGUUUUUCUCCCACCAUUGUCCCUUUCACUGACUACAGCUGUUAUUUCUUGGUUGGAGAUGAGAGCCUGGGCCAAGAACAGUUCCGCAGUGGACAGCCGAAAGCUGUUUAUCUCUACAGCAUUUAAGUAAUA
Molecule: messenger RNA, 3303 nt
Organism: Nothoprocta perdicaria
Lineage: Eukaryota; Metazoa; Chordata; Aves; Tinamiformes; Tinamidae
Product: leucine-rich repeat and fibronectin type III domain-containing protein 1-like protein
Exons: 2
Coding region: 3-1886 (627 amino acids)
Molecular function (GO): protein binding
Source: RefSeq, a predicted model, not a curated record